This is a messenger RNA of Eurytemora carolleeae, 428 nucleotides long. RefSeq names its product plasminogen receptor (KT). NCBI's taxonomy places the organism in Eukaryota, Metazoa, Arthropoda, Copepoda, Calanoida, Temoridae. Gene Ontology annotation, cellular component: plasma membrane. The record is from RefSeq and is a predicted model, not a curated record. Gene Ontology annotation, biological process: positive regulation of plasminogen activation.
UAAGAAUGGGGAACUUGAUGGGCAAAGCUAUGGAUUCAAACAUGGAGAAAAAUCAGAAAUUUAUGUUGGAAAUGAAUAGGACAAUGCUAGAGAGACAGAUCCACAUGCAAAACCAAAUGAGAGAAAGAAUGGUUGCUUCUCAGAUUGCUGGGGCUCGGGAGAUGUUUGUCUGGCUGGGAUCCUUUUAUGCUAUUGCAGGAACAGCUAUGCUUGCAGCAUUUUUUAGAACUAAAAAGCCUGCAACUAUAGCACCUCUUCUUCCUUUAACUUUUGUUGUUGGUUAUCAGGCUGAUUUUGCUUACGGUAGCAAGAUGAAUCGAAUUAAGGCCGAAGCUGAAAAUAUUAUUCAAUUUGAAAGAGAUAUAAUUGAAAUACCUUCAGGUUUACCCACAGUGUCAAGUAUAGAUUCAGCAAGAAUUCAACUUCAG